Syngnathoides biaculeatus (alligator pipefish) is the source of this 2320-nucleotide messenger RNA. RefSeq lists its product as uncharacterized. The record is from RefSeq and is a predicted model, not a curated record. Bases 686 to 2065 code for a protein of 459 amino acids. Gene Ontology annotation, molecular function: structural molecule activity. Lineage: Eukaryota; Metazoa; Chordata; Actinopteri; Syngnathiformes; Syngnathidae. The transcript is spliced from 9 exons.
AAAAAAAAAAAAAUUCUUCAUAAAACUACAGUUUAGAAAAGACCUCUACACACCCUUGUGCGUAGUUGUACACCCAUGUGUAAACUAAGAAAAAUAAAUUUUUUGGAAAGGUGAAGUAAAAAUACAUGACUGAAAUGAUGUAGUUGCAGAAGCCUGCACACCCUCUUACCUGGGGUGUGACUGUGUUCCGAAUGAGCCAAUCCAGUUCAAACCCAUGUGAAAUGGGAUUCAGCACACACCUGCAUCUAAAGUGCAUUUGAUGUACAUUAAAUCAAGUUUAGCUGUUCGAGUAAUCAGUUUUUAUAAUUUUGUUUUUUUUUAGAAGUUAUUUAUUUUCUGUUUUGAACAUCAACAAGCAAAAUACAGGCAAUGUAGAAAUGCAUCUUGUAAAACACCAUAAGUCAUCAGGAAAAUGACAAAGUACCUGAAACUAAACCAAACAUUUUUCAAUAUUUAAAAUUGAUGAAAAAAAUGCUGGCAUACAAAUAUCCCAAAAAAAUGUAGUAACACUAAAGACUAAUAAAAAUAGUUAUAGAUUUACAUCAGUAAUAAGUUUGAACUACUCUCAUGGCUAAGAUGUUUAAUGAAUGAACUGAGAGUGGUUGCGUGGUUAAAAUAUUUCGGACCCCACACCAUAGAAUAAUUACUCGAGAUUAUCGUCAAGAAACAUCUAAUAAUCGGGCCUAUGAUGAACGGAGGGAAAUUUUUCACAUUUGGCCCAAUUGUAGAUGCAAUAUGUGUGCAGCCCGGUUAUGUCCUUUGUCUCCCUCUACCACAGCCCCUCAUCAUGGCCUCCACUAUGUCACUUCGGGGCUACUCCCUAAGUCGUCAGCCAUCUUUCUCCAGCCGCUCCCUGAUGGAUACCAGCCGCUCCCGCGCUUCCGUCUCGUUCUCCUCCGGCGGUACGCUAACCCGAUCGGCGUCCAUCGGCCACGACCUCAACGGCCCGGCCGGGCUGCAGCUGAACGGGGUGCACGGCAGCAGCACCAACGAGAAAGAAGCCAUGCAGAGCCUCAAUAACCGUCUGGCCAACUACCUGGACAAGGUGCACUCGCUGGAACACUCCAAUGCCGACCUGGAGAUGAAAAUCAAGCAAGUGAUGAUUGAGCGCAUUCCCAAAGGUCAUGACAUGGACUCUAUGAUGGCCCAGGCUCACGCGAUUGAGCAGGAGGUGAGGAAGAAGACCUUGGAAAACGCUCGUCUCAUGUUGGAAAUCGAUAAUGCCAGACUGGCAGCCGAUGACUUCAGGAUCAAGUGGGAGACUGAGCUGGUGAUGUGUCAGUCGGUGGAGCGAGACUGCGUGGCGCUGAAGAAGGCCAAGAGCGACCACGAGCAGAUCAUCGCCUCCCUCAGGGGUGACCUGGACAGCCUGAAGGAGGAACUUUACUUCCUCAGGAAGAACCAUGAGGAGGAACUCGAACAGAUGAAGUCUCGUAUAGCCCGAGAUGAGGUGAACGUGGAGGUGAACCCGGCCCAGGGACCAGAACUGGGAGCCAUCCUGUCUGAGCUGCGGAUCCAGUACGAAGGCAUUGUCAAGAAAAACAAGGAUCACGCCGACCACUGGUACCGCAAGAAGCUGGAGACGGUGCAGAAUGAUGUGAAGGAGAGCAAUGAGGCCCUGAGAGGUGCGCAGGGCGAGCUGGUCGAAAGGCAGCGCUUCCUUCAAACGCUCCAGGUGGAGCUGGAGAGUUUGCACAAGCAGGUUGCAGCCUUGGAGGGUAACUUGGCUGAGGCGGGUCACAAGUACUCGGCCGAGAUGGAGCGUCUGCAGGUGAGCCUGAAUCAGCUGGAAGAAGACCUCUCGCAGCUCCGGCUGGAUAUGCAGCGCACCAAGACCGACUACGAGCAGCUGCUGCGCAUCAAACAGAACUUGGAGAUGGAGAUCGCCACCUACAGGCGCCUGCUAGAAGGAGAGGAAUGCAUUAAGGAAGUUCCACCCCCACCAAAAAAAGAGCCUGACGUGCGCACCAGGAAGAUCGUAAAGGUGGUGACGCAGACGAUGGUCAACGGCAAAGUGGUGGAUGAAUCCAGCGAGGUGGAGCAAAUCGAAGAGACCAUGAAAUAGAGAGGUGCAUGUGGGACCAUUAAUAACAAAAGCAACAACAAAAACUAUGUGAGAAAUAUGAUUCAUUACUGGUGGCAUUAUUUAGUUUUGACCAUUCUGCCUUUUGAAAUGUAAUUUAACAUAGUUGUGCAUGCUAAUACCAGAUUUGUAGGUGAAAAGGGCAGCUCAUGGAGCGUUUUACAAAAUAUUAGUUUACCUUGAGCAGUUUUUAUAUUUUAGAGCAUCAAAGUUUACCGUAGUGCACCUAUGACAAGU